Messenger RNA from Anneissia japonica, 2278 nucleotides. RefSeq names its product cell adhesion molecule 2-like. NCBI's taxonomy places the organism in Eukaryota, Metazoa, Echinodermata, Crinoidea, Comatulida, Comatulidae. The coding region runs from base 901 to 2259 and encodes 452 amino acids. The record is from RefSeq and is a predicted model, not a curated record. The transcript has a single exon.
GCUUAAAAGAAAUACAAUCAACGCCACUGCUUGGAACCACAAUGUUGAGAUUUGUAAUUUUGUGUUGCUUUAUGAGUAACGUUAACUUAAUUUUCUUAUGCGAAUGAGAAGGAGCUCUUGAAUCUGUUAUAUUGAGGAGCUGUGUAAUGAUUUGUAAAUCUCUCGUACUUCCAGUCUUGGUGGCUUUCGUAUUACUGUAGACUGAAAGAAAAGAAUGCUUAUAGAAUAAACACGCAUAUAUUCAACUUUGAGCCUCAAGAUCGACUGACGUUACCAUUGCCAUAUAAAAGACAUUUAUUGUUAUGGAGACGAUCAUUUGGCGCUGAAGUUCUAAUAGAUAGAGACGUGGAUGCCAUGUAUUUGGAGAUACAGAGUGAUCAUUACAUCUUUACACCAGAUAGCAGAGGAAAUACUUUGCGAUAUUCAUUAAACAAAUAAUAUUACAUCAUUUUACAACAGUACCGGUAGCUUUUUUUGCAGAAAGUAAUAAGUUUAGCUUAGAAGAUGGGUGGACAUCAAAUAGUGACGUUGAUCUUGAUAACAUAUUCUGCUGAGGGACUUAAACCAUAUUUAUAAGAAAAACACUUUAAAACUUGCAAUAAAACAUUACUUCCAAUGAUUUUGGUUAGUAUCAUUGUGAAAUGACGAUUUAUGAGUAACGUAAUACUUUUCCCGUUGUGCUAUUCUAAUAGUGCAUAUUCAUGUUUGAGGAGGAGCUAUUAAACACAUAGAUUAUGAUACGUUCUACGUAUGAUUCAUUGACAAAGGUGUUUGCGACUAUAAUGGUGUAUGUUUUACUUUAAAUAAUAGUACAAGGUUUUACAAAGGACAAUGGAAGAUCAACCUGUUUAGUGUGAGUCUCUUGAAGUUUUGAAGAAGCGGUAUAUUAUUAACAUUAAAAUGGAUUUCCGAAAACGUUUAAUCUGUACCAUAAUUAUAUUGUGGACACUCCGCAAUCAAGUUAUUGCCAUUCAUUUUAUGUUUCAUCCCAAGAGCAAGACCGUGCUCGAAGGCAAGGACGUUGAACUGUCUUGUCUUAUUUCUGGAAGUGUGCUGGAUCACAAUCUGUCAUGGCUUAAAUAUGACAAAAAAAUUACUGCUGGACGCUCUAUUUUAGACUUAAGUGGCCUUCAAGAUCGUGAUGUUUUCCUAGAUAUAACAGAACUGGUCAAUGCUUCAACUUACAAAUUUGUCAUUCGUAAUGCAGAAAAAUCAGACGAGGGUGAAUAUGCAUGCGCAGUAUUCCAAGGUAAUGAAGAAUUUAUUUCAGAUAUAGGUACGCUCACUGUUAAUCAACUACCAGACCCAAUUUUUCCUGUAUGUGGACAGAUAACAAACCCAAUAUACAAUGGGAAACGUGUGAAUUUGGAAUGUGAAGGUGAAGUCAUUGAUCCGCCCAUCAACUUACGAUUAUUGAAAUCCGUCACGGGUAUCAAGGAAGAUACAAAGGUAUUGAAGAAUCAGUGGACAACACCUAUUUUACAUUCAUUUAUAGCCAAUCCCUAUGACAAUAAUGCUAUUUUCACUUGUCAACUAACAACACCAGCUGAUUCUAGCAUUGUUAGGAACUGUAGCUUUGGACCAUUGAAUGUAUGGUAUAAACCUAAUAUCACAAUUCAACAUGCAGGAACGACACUAUCAGGAAGGGAAGCUAUUUUUAUAUGUCAAACCAAUGCAAACCCACCUGUAACGGAAUUCAUAUGGCAAUUUGACCCGCCUUUAAAUAUUGAUCGUUAUGAAAUUGAUGAUAUUGGACAAGUUUUGCGCAUUCUACGUGUUACCAUUGACGACAAUGGACUGAUUGUGAGAUGUGCGGCAAAGAAUACCGUGGGUCAGGUGACAUAUCACGUGACCAUGGAAGUAAUUGACACUGACAAUGGAAGUAAGAACAAACCAAAGACCAACGCAAUUGAAUCAACGAAUGAUAAACAAUCUGAAAAGAAAAGCAUUUCUUUAUCGGUUUUACUUGCUGUUGUAUCAGUAUUGGUUCUUGUCAUUGUAUUUGCUAUCAUAAUCCCUGUUUAUUAUUUCUGUAUUUGUUCGACGAAUGUGGAAACGGUUGUAGGUCAACCAGAUGUAUACUUUGAGCCUCAAGAUCGACUGACGUUGCCAUUGCCAAAUAAAAGACACUCAGUGUUAUGGAGACGAUCAUUUGGCGCCCAAGUUCCAACAGAUAGAGACGUGGAUGCCAUGUAUCUGGAGAUUCAGAGUGAUCACUACAUCUUUACUCCAGACAGCAGAUGCAAUACUCUCCCCUGAAUAUACAGAGUUGCACAAU